Alnus glutinosa is the source of this 1221-nucleotide messenger RNA. RefSeq names its product protein pleiotropic regulatory locus 1-like. Gene Ontology annotation, cellular component: catalytic step 2 spliceosome; precatalytic spliceosome; Prp19 complex. Gene Ontology annotation, molecular function: protein binding. The record is from RefSeq and is a predicted model, not a curated record. Gene Ontology annotation, biological process: mRNA splicing, via spliceosome. NCBI's taxonomy places the organism in Eukaryota, Viridiplantae, Streptophyta, Magnoliopsida, Fagales, Betulaceae.
UCUAAUACUCUCUUCUUCUUAAGCUCUGUUCUUUCUUUUGGGGUGUUUUUCUAUACGGUGCAGGGAGCCAUUGUUUGUGAGUGGGUUACCUGCGCAGAGGCCGUUCAAAAGCUGGGUUUUUAUUGAAACUUAUCCAGCCUACUAUAAUGGAAAUAAUCCCAAGCAAAUUGCCACGCCCGGUUCAUCCUCCAUGGAAGAUUCGUCGGGUCCUCCCUGGCCACUUGGGAUGGGUGACAUCCAUUGCUUUUGAUCCAAGCAAUGCAUGGUUUUGCACCGGCUCCGCAGAUCGCACAAUCAAGAUAUGGGAUGCGGAAAGCGGAAGGCAAAAACUCACGCUGACAGGACACGUUGAACAAGUACGAGGCCUUGCUGUCAGCGCCAAACAUCCAUACAUGUUUUCCGCCGGCGAUGACAAACAAGUCAAAUGUUGGGACCUUGAACAGAACAAGGUUAUCCGGUCAUAUCACGGCCAUUUGAGUGGUGUUUAUUGCUUGGCUCUUCAUCCCACCAUCGACAUUUUGCUGACUGGGGGGCGUGAUUCUGUCUGCCGGGUCUGGGAUAUUCGUAGCAGGGCACAAAUAUUUGCUCUCUCCGGCCACGACAACACUGUUUGCUCUGUGUUUACUCGAGCUAUGGAUCCACAAGUUGUCACUGGCUCCCAUGACUCCACCAUCAAGCUCUGGGACCUCAGAUUGGGAAAAGCAACGUCGACUCUCACCGACCAUAAAAAGUCUGUGCGAGCAAUGACGGUGCAUCCCAAAGAGCAGUGUUUUGCAUCUGCAUCAGCUGACAACAUCAAGAAAUUCAGCCUUCCAAAAGGGGAAUUCUGCCACAACAUGCUCCCUCAGCAAAGAACUAUAAUCCAUGCAAUGGCUGUCAAUGAGAAGGGUGUAUUGGCUACAGGAGGUGACAACGGAAGUUUGUGGUUCUGGGACUGGAAGAGUGGUCACAAUUUUCAGCAAGCCCAGACAGUUGUGCAGCCUGGCUCACUGGAUAGUGAAGCUGGUAUUUAUGCACUUGCCUACAACCAAACUGGUUCAAGGCUUAUUACUUGUGAAGCUGACAAGACAAUCAAAAUGUGGGAAGAAGAUGAAGAAACUCAUCCCCUUGAUUGAUUACCAUUCUUUGUAUUCUCUUUACUUACCAUAGUUUUCUUGUAUUGUAAACACUUCUAGUUGAAUAAUAGAACAAUAUAGGCCCAUCGGGUUUUUUGCCGAACCA